CAACCUCAAAGGGAAAUAUCAUAAAAAAGACCAUGGCACCGCCGACACUGAAGUCUUCGCUGUGGAAACGCGAGGCGCCGGCGGACGACGAUACGGGUGAGACGGAGUCACCAUUCAGUUCCUCCACAUCAUACCCCGAUGCGGGUGACGCCCUUCCCAGCACCAUUCCACCACCGCGCAUAUUCAACAAACACUUCAGCCGACACCCAACCGAGACACCGGCCACACUGAUCGAUACAUUCGACGAUUCGAGUAGUAUAGCACCUACAAAAUCAACAGCAGAAGAUGUCGGCGAUCAGGCGAUACAAAUCACAAAACAGUUAGCAGAAGAUAUGGGAAUUUCGACAUGGGUUUUAGUAACAAUAAUUAUAGGAGUAUGUCUCGUAAUAUUAGGGAUAUGUUUCUGCUGCAUUCGAAGAUUUUUCCGCAAACGACGAGGAAAAGAUGGAAAAGGAAAAGGGAUGAAGGGAGUCGACCUAAAAUCUGUACAACUGUUAGGGUCAGCGUAUAAAGAAAAGGUUCAGCCGGACACUGAAGAACUCACGGAAAACAUCGAGGAACCCGAUGAAGACAAACCGGCCGAAAUCAAAUUAGGAAAACUCAACUUCAAGUUGGAGUACGACUUCAACUCAAACUCCUUGGCUGUGACCGUAAUACAAGCCGAAGAGUUGCCCGCGCUGGAUAUGGGUGGCACAUCCGACCCCUAUGUCAAGGUCUAUUUGCUGCCAGACAAGAAGAAGAAAUUCGAAACCAAGGUCCAUCGGAAGACCUUGAGUCCUGUCUUCAAUGAGACUUUCACAUUUAAGGGCGUUCCUUACGCGGACGCAAUGAACAAAACUCUAGUCUUUGCGAUAUUUGACUUCGAUCGGUUCAGCAAACACGACCAAAUCGGCGAAGUUAAGGUUCCUCUGUGUCAAGUGGAUUUGGCGCAAACCAUCGAGGAAUGGCGCGAAUUGCAGAGCGUCGAAGGCGAAGGCGGACAGGACAACAAGCUCGGGGACAUUUGCUUCUCGUUGCGCUACGUGCCCACGGCAGGCAAACUCACCGUCGUCAUUUUGGAGGCGAAGAAUUUGAAGAAAAUGGAUGUCGGUGGUUUAUCAGAUCCGUACGUGAAAAUAGCGCUGAUGCAGAAUGGAAAGCGACUGAAGAAAAAGAAGACGAGCAUUAAAAAGUGCACGCUGAAUCCGUACUAUAAUGAGUCGUUUACAUUCGAAGUUCCAUUCGAACAGAUACAGAAAGUGAACCUGAUGGUAACCGUGGUGGAUUACGAUCGUAUCGGCACAUCAGAACCUAUCGGUAAAGUGGUGCUGGGCUACAAUGCAUCUGGCACGGAGUUGCGCCAUUGGUCUGACAUGCUGGCGUCGCCUCGCAGGCCGAUCGCGCAGUGGCACACGCUCAAGGACCCCGAAGACGAUAAGAAGGACUAAACUGGCCCCGACCCUUAGGAUGCUGGGGAUAAAAA
Messenger RNA from Ctenocephalides felis (cat flea), 1462 nucleotides. Its product is annotated as synaptotagmin 1-like. The record is from RefSeq and is a predicted model, not a curated record. Gene Ontology annotation, molecular function: calcium ion binding; clathrin binding; syntaxin binding. Gene Ontology annotation, biological process: synaptic vesicle endocytosis; regulation of calcium ion-dependent exocytosis; cellular response to calcium ion. Lineage: Eukaryota; Metazoa; Arthropoda; Insecta; Siphonaptera; Pulicidae. Gene Ontology annotation, cellular component: dense core granule; synaptic vesicle membrane; axon. Bases 33 to 1427 code for a protein of 464 amino acids. The transcript is spliced from 10 exons.